CGCCCAUCUCUGCUGUUUGAUGGCCGGAGGAAGAAGCGACUGAGAUCCUGGCGUGAAGGAAGAAAAAGAGGGACGACGACGGUGGGAAAGACGAGGGAUUUUUUUUUUUUUGCUUUGAGUUGGAAUUUGCGUUGAAACGGAGGAAAGAUAAAACGGGACUCUGACACGCCUGUCUGGGUGAACACCGCCUUGUCUCUGCGCCUCUGUGCCGGUGUGUCUCCCCCCCUCGGCGGGUCAAAAACUGGGUUCGGGGAGUGCCGCUCCUCGGUGGCUAAACAAGCUAAAUCUGAGCGCCUCGGCGGAGAGUCAAGAUUUUGCUGUUUCCAGUCAAUGUGAUAUAAACAACGGAUACCCUCGAUUGAUAGCGGAUCAGCAAGAGUCUAGGCGGCGGAGCGAAGCGCACCAUUAGCUGAGGAAAAUGAGUGAACUGGAUCAGUUACGCCAGGAGGCUGAGCAGCUCAAGAACCAGAUCAGAGAUGCCAGGAAAGCAUGUGCGGAUGCUACCCUGUCUCAGAUCACAGCUAACAUUGACCCUGUUGGCCGAAUUCAGAUGCGCACUAGACGGACACUGAGGGGGCAUCUGGCUAAAAUCUAUGCCAUGCACUGGGGCUCUGACUCGAGGCUUUUGGUCAGCGCUUCCCAGGAUGGCAAACUCAUUAUUUGGGACAGCUACACCACGAACAAGGUCCAUGCCAUCCCGUUGCGCUCCUCCUGGGUGAUGACGUGCGCCUAUGCCCCUUCUGGAAACUAUGUUGCCUGUGGUGGCCUGGACAACAUCUGCUCCAUCUACAACCUGAAAACCCGUGAAGGAAAUGUGCGCGUAAGCCGCGAGCUGGCUGGACACACAGGUUACCUGUCCUGUUGUCGCUUCCUGGAUGACAACCAGAUUGUCACCAGCUCUGGAGACACCACCUGUGCUCUGUGGGACAUUGAGACUGGCCAGCAGACAACUACUUUUGCCGGCCACACCGGUGAUGUCAUGAGUCUCUCGCUGGCGCCCGACACCAGGCUGUUUGUGUCUGGAGCCUGUGAUGCUUCAGCCAAGCUCUGGGAUAUCAGAGAAGGAAUGUGCCGACAGACCUUCACUGGUCAUGAGUCAGACAUCAACGCCAUCUGCUUCUUCCCUAAUGGCAACGCCUUUGCCACGGGCUCAGACGACGCUACCUGUCGGCUGUUUGACCUGCGUGCUGACCAGGAGCUGAUGGUUUACUCACAUGACAACAUCAUCUGCGGUAUCACCUCUGUCGCAUUCUCUAAGAGUGGCCGCCUACUGCUGGCCGGCUAUGACGAUUUCAACUGCAACGUCUGGGACACUUUGAAGGCCGACCGUGCAGGUGUCCUGGCCGGUCACGAUAACCGGGUGAGCUGCUUGGGCGUGACUGACGACGGCAUGGCAGUGGCAACAGGGUCCUGGGACAGCUUCCUCAAGAUCUGGAACUAGAGUCUGAAGAUGGCAUCCGGACUCCAAAGUUGAGUGGAAGACCAUUCCAACAUCACGAUGUUCAAUUUUAUUGCAUAUCCAAUCUUUUCGAAAACACACCAUGAUACUGACUCCAAACACCCCCUCCAAAAAACUAUCAAGGGCAAAAAUUCUCUCUCUCUCUCCUUCUCAUUUAAAAGAGCACAAUUGUCUGUCACUCAUUAAGCUACAAAAAGAAAAAAGAAAAAAAACAGCUCGGAAUUUUAGUGGUUUCAGAGUGGAACUGAGGGGAAAAUUGUGCAUUCCUCCUACGACCAUGGUCUGGUUUUGUUAUAACUGAAAAUACAAAAACACCACCACCGCUGCCGACACCACCACCACCAAGCAAAAUGUGUCCUGCGUCCUCAUUAUGCACAGGUCUGAGUGAAGGUUAUUACAUGGCAGUGAUCUAACUCUUGAUAGCUUUUUGACCAUGUUUAUUUUUGUUUGUUUUUUUUUUCGUUAUUGUUUUGUUGAAAGAGGUAGAUCAGUGAACUGUCAGUUAAUGUUUAAAAUGAGGAUCAAAGCUUUUAUUUCCUAGUCUUUACACAUUUUAGAGAAUGUUUUUAAGUUGGAAAAAUAAAAGAACCUCCAGAUCGCGUCAUUUUAAAAUCCAGCUUUAUCCCACCGGAGAACAAAGCGAGAGAAUUCAGCUUCAACAGGGAGUCCUCAAAGCCACUUCUGGCCCUUCUGUAUAUUUAGCCCCACCCCACCCGACACCCCCGGUGAUACUUUUACUGUUUUUUUUGGGGUUUUUUUUUUCCAGUGUAGUCCACAAAAUCUCUGUUUGCACAAAAAUUAAACUUUGCAUAUAUAGAAUAAUGUCUAAAGAAAAAAGUUAACUAACCAAGCACAUGCUGUUUAUGAUAAUGAAUGCUCGUUUUUAAAACGGAAAACAAACAAAAAAAAA
Archocentrus centrarchus (flier cichlid) is the source of this 2369-nucleotide messenger RNA. RefSeq names its product guanine nucleotide binding protein (G protein), beta polypeptide 1a (gene gnb1a). Gene Ontology annotation, biological process: signal transduction. The transcript has 11 exons. Bases 419 to 1441 code for a protein of 340 amino acids. The record is from RefSeq and is a predicted model, not a curated record. Gene Ontology annotation, molecular function: protein binding. Lineage: Eukaryota; Metazoa; Chordata; Actinopteri; Cichliformes; Cichlidae.